AUGGCUGACGCAGGUGACGACGACGAUCUCUUCGCCGAUCUCUACGAUGACACCACCAACAAUGAAGAUUCGGCACCAGCAUCCGCACCGAUCAAGACCGAGCCCGCAGCUCAGGCAUCCGCCGCCGACGAUGACUUCGAGCAACCAGAGCCGGAGCGCAAGCCCGUAAUCGUGGCAGGCAGCACCAACGUGCCAGAGGCACGGAACGACAACAACUAUGGCCCGCCACAAGGUAUGGGCGGUAUGGAUAGCUACCAAGACGGCGGAGACUUCCAAGACUCGCGGCCUGAGGAGCGUCCGAUAGGCACAAAGGAGGAUGGAAAGAUGUUCAUCGGUGGCCUGAACUGGGAGACCACAGACGAGUCACUUAAGAAUUACUUCUCACAGUUCGGCGAAGUUGUCGAAUGCACCGUCAUGCGCGAUGGAGCCACAGGUCGCUCCCGUGGCUUCGGCUUCCUCACUUUCAAAGACCCAAAGACUGUCAACACAGUCAUGGUCAAAGAGCAUCAGCUUGACGGCAAACUUAUCGACCCGAAACGUGCCAUCCCUCGUGAUGAGCAAGAACGCACCGCCAAGAUCUUCGUCGGCGGAGUCUCCCAAGACGCCACCGAAUCCGAUUUCAAGGAGUUCUUCACCAAGUUCGGCCGCGUCCUCGAUGCAACCCUUAUGAUGGACAAGGACACCGGCCGCCCACGAGGCUUUGGCUUUGUCACUUUCGACAAUGACAUGGCCGUUGAACGUACCCUCGAGGGACCACUCUCCAUCCUCGGCAAGCCCAUCGAAGUCAAGCGCGCUCAGCCUCGCGGCAAGAUGGGCGAAGACGAACCACCUCACUCCAAGUUCGGCCGCGGCGGCAAAGGCGCUGGCUGGGGUAACAACAACGGAGGCGGUAACGGCGGCGGCAAUGGUGGCUUCAACCCGAGCCAGAUGGCUCAAGGCGGCGGCGGCGACGCAGGUGGUCAAGCCAAUGGCAUGACACCAGCCAUGAUGGCGCAGUACUGGCAGCGCAUGCAGCAAUACUUCGCCAUGAUGCAGGGCAUGCAAGCCGGCAACAUGGGCGGCGCGGGAAUGAUGAACCCUCAGAUGAUGCAGAACCCCAUGAUGCAGCAGAUGAUGGCACAGAGAGGCAUGAAUCCGCAAAUGAUGCAGCAGAUGAUGAUGCAGCAGCAGGCUCAGCAAGGUCAGGGACAGGGAGGCCAGAGUCCGGGAAUGAACGGCUCUGCUAGCCCGGGUCCUGGCGCUCAGCAGGGUGCUGGAGGCUUCAACGCGCAGGAGCAGAUGAUGUUUGAGCAGCAGAAGUAUGAGCAGCAGCAGCAGGCGAGGAUGAGGAUGGCGCAGGGUGCUGGCGGAGGUAAUGCCUGGGAUGGCAUGUACGAUGAUGAGCCGCAGCCACAAGGUAUGGGUGGAGGUUUCAGAGGUGGUCGCGGCGGUGGUGGGUUCCGUGGUGGCCGUGGAGGAGGUCCGCCUGCCAAUGCCCCCAACGCUCCAGCCGGUGCUCCAACCGGUCCGAAGAAUGCUGGUAGGCCUGGCGCGAACUACAGAGGCGGUGGCAGAGGCAGAGGCAACUCGGGUUUCCAUCCUUAUGCUAGGGGUGGGGGUUAG
Molecule: messenger RNA, 1602 nt
Organism: Fulvia fulva
Lineage: Eukaryota; Fungi; Ascomycota; Dothideomycetes; Mycosphaerellales; Mycosphaerellaceae
Exons: 5
Coding region: 1-1602 (533 amino acids)
Molecular function (GO): RNA binding
Source: RefSeq, a predicted model, not a curated record